AGGCAGGAGAAGGACAGCAGAAGGCAGGGGUCGAGGCGCAGCGACGUUGAGAUCGCUGCCCCUCGCAAGUCUCAAGUUUGGCGAGCAGCGCGUGUAUGUGAACAAGCGAGCAGGAGCCAGCUCGUCCCUUGUAAGCUCUCUGAAUCAUCCUUAGGAGCAGGCUGCUGCAGCCGGCCGCCAAGCGAGCUGUGCCGCGCGCGUUUGCCUCGGACCCGCGGGAGACGCCGAUUGCGCGCGCGGGCCGGCACCUGUCUUCCUUCCCGCGCUUUUCUUUCUCUGCUGCUGCUGUGCUGCAGCGCGCCUCUGCCGCCCCUGCGACUUCCAGCCCGUCCAGCCCCCGGGACUCGCACCCACCCCCCGCUUCCGGUGCUAGCUAGCAGCUGCAGCGCCCUCCGCUGCCGUGCCUCUGCCGGAUGACGGCGGCAGCCUCCGCGGCGGCUGCGGCAGCAGCGGCGGCGACGGCGACGCGAGGCAGCAGGUGCGGCGGCAGCAGCGAAGAGAGCGCCGACAGCGGGGGCCGCCGCCGCCGCGGCGGCGGCGGUCACUACGGCGACGGCGGUGACCUGGCAACGCUGGCGGCGGCGGCGGCGGCGGCGGCUUCUGGGUCGGCGGCGGCGGCGGAAAGCGGUGACGGCUGCUGGUGUGUGGGUGACAGUCAGGAGCAAGGCACGGCCGGCGGCCGGUUGGUUGGAAGCGGCGGCGGCGGCUGCGGCGCGCGCGGCGGCAGUCUUGCGAAUUGUGGGUACGGCGGCGGUUACGGCGGAGGCGGCGGUUACGGCGGCGGUAGCGGUAACGGCGGCGGCGGCACGGGCAGCGAGGACGGCGGAGGCGGCACGUCGGCCUACAUGACGCCGGCUGACGUGGAGGACAACACCGCCACUGGGGAGCUGCCGCCGCUACAGCCCUGGGAGCUGCUACAGCCGCCGCCCGCGGCGACAGCCGCGGGGCUGCUACAGCCGCGCUCGCGGACGGGGGCGGCGGCGGCGGCGGCGGAUGCGGCGCGGGAGGGCCCGCCGGCCGCAGUGCUGCGUCUGCCGGACCCGGUGCCGGCGGCUGCAUGGGCCGCGUCAACGCCGACGCCGACGGCGACUGAGUCGGGAAGACAGCUGGGUUGGGCUUCGUUGCAGCAGCAGCAGCAGCAGCAGCAGCCGCAGCAGCCGCGCAACCCCUCACCGCUGGCCAUGCCACUGCUACAGCUACAGCAGCAGUCGGAAGCGGCAGGUGCUGCUACAGCCGGCACUGCCGCCAGCGGCCACCCGGCGGCGGCUGCCGCCGGAGGCGGCGCCGCCGGCCGCCGCUGCGCCACUGACCUAUUGGACUGUGCCGCCGUAUUGGCGGCGGCGGAGGCAGUGACGGAGGCGGCGGCGGCGGCGGGCUCGGCGGCGGCGCCGCCACUGGCCAGCCGCCAGGCGGCGCGCCGCCAGCGCUGGGGCAGCGGCCGCGGCGGUGGCGGCGGCGGCGGCGUGCGAGAGAUCACGCCGGCGGCGGCCGCCGCCACCACGGCUGCUACUGCCGCAAUGGCGGCGGCGCGGCAGGGCCAGCGGAUAGCACUGAGCCGCCGCCGCCGGCGCCAUUGGCACGACGAGUCAACUGGCAGUAGCAGCAGCGGCGCCGGCGCCGCCGGCGGCGGCCGUGGUCGGGCCGGCGGUUGUACGGGAGGCGGCGGCGGCGGCGCCGCCGCCGCUGACGCAGGCGCCUGGGCGGCGGCGCAGGCGGCGGCUGUAGCUGAGAACGACGAGGGCAGCGGUGACAGCGAGGACGAGCGGCUGAAACGGCUGUUUGCGCACAUGGCGCACUGGGGCGGGCGUGGCGUCAGCGUCGGCGUCGGCGGCGUUGGCGGUGGUGGCGGUGGUGGCGGCGGCGGUGGCCGCGGCGAGGCAGUAGCAGGACGGGGUGCCGUAGAGAUGCGGCCGGACUGCGAGGCGGCGGAGCCGGCGGCCGGCGUGUACGGCGAGUACGGCAGCGGGCAUGAAGGCGACGACGAGCUCGGUGGCGUCGGCGGCGGCGGCGGCGGCGGCGGCAGCCGGAGGCGGGGCCGUGCUGCCAGCUAUGCCGCAGCCACUGCCGCUGCCGUCGCUGCGCGCGCCGCCCGCAGCCGCCCCAACCCAGCAAUCGCGGCUGUAGCACCCGCGCCGGCGGCGGACGACAUGAUGAGUGGGAGCGACGGCAGUAGCCGUAGUGGCCGCGGCCACCACCGCCGGCACGACCUGGCGGCGGGCGCCACUGACAGGCGGCCCGACGACGCGGCUGCUACUGCCGCGGCUGCUACUGCCGCGGCUGCUGCUACUGCCGACGGGGCUGCGGCAAUGGAUACAGAGUCGGACCGUGAUGCUACAGCCAAAGAUAUGUCGGAUGAUUGCUGCGGGGCGCAAGGCUCAGCCGUAGUAGCCGCUACUGGUGCUGCUGCUGCUACUGCCACCACUGAUGCUACUGCUGCGGGCCGUGGCUUGGGACAAGGCAUGGCGCGCGCGCCGCAGCGCCCCGCAGCGCCGCCGGCCGCCGGCAGUAGCAGCCUCAGCCCCAGCCUCAGCCUCAGCUUUAGCCCGGUGGCCGCCACAUACCGCCACUACUGCCGAUCCCCGCGCGGCGGCGGCGGCGGCGGCGCCGCUAUCUGGCGGCACCACUCGCUCGCCCUCCACCACCGCGGCGGCGGCGGCACCCCUGCAGGCGGGCCACGCGAUGGCGACGCGGGUGCUGCUACAGCCAUUGCCAUCGACACUGCUACAGCCAUUGCCGAAGGCUUCAACCGGCCGCCCUCCCGCCGCGGGGUGGCGGCAGGGCAUCCACAGGCUGUAGCAGCGGGAGGAGCGGCGGCACCAGAGGGGUUCGGCAGCCCGGUGGCUGUAGCUGCCCCGCCGCCGGCGCGGGGUCUGGCAGUAGCUGCAGCAGCAGCGCCGGACCCAGGCUACCAGCCGCUGCUACAGCCGCAGCCAGCGCUGGCGUUGAUGCAGCGCCACCAGCACCAGCAAUUGGAACCACAGCAGCAGCAGCAGCAGCAGCAGCAGCAGCGGCAGCAGCUGCCGUGCCUGUUCUCGCCGCCGCCACCUCGCACCAUGCGCGCGGCGGCGGCUCAUCUGCCGGCGGCAGCAGCCGGCGCCGCCGCGGCGUGGCGCGUCGUGUUUGGCCCUCCUGCUAUAGCUGCAGCUGCUGCUGACGCUGCGAGGCUCAAUGCUGCGGGGCUCGAGGCUCCCAGCUGGGGCGUGUGCGGCUCCGUCUGGGGCGCCGCUGGCAGCGGCGGCGGCGGCGGCGGCAGCAGCAGUGGCCUCUUGACCCCUGGCGGCGGCGCUGUACGUCUCGGCGAUCUGGGUUCAGUGAGCCUGAUGGCUGCUACUGCCACCGCUGCUGCUACUGCCGCUGGCAGCCGUGGAGGGCGCGGCAGCAAUGGCGGCGGCGGUAGCACUGGCGGCGGUGGCCGGGUUCGGCGCCGCCGUUCCUCAGCCACCAGCUACUCCGCCACAGAGAGCGGCAUGGCGGCGGCGGUGGCAGGCUGUAGCAGGGGCCGCCGGGUGGUUGCUACUGCCGCGCCGCCGCUCGAGGCAGUAGCUGGUGGGUGGGACGGUCUGCCUGCACGGGGGUCCAGUGGUGGCGGCGGCAGUGGUGCGGGCGGCGGCGGUGAUGGCGGCGGCGGUGGCGGCGGCGGUGGCGGCGGCGGUGGCGGCGGCGGUGGCGGCGUUCAUCGGGAGCAGCAGCAUCCUCGCAAGCGCAGUCGCCUGGGUGGUGGUGGGGCGGCGGCGGAGCCUGCCGUGUCGACUGCGGCGGCGGCGGCAGUAGCACCAGCAGCGGCGACGGCAGCCCAGGAUGCGCAAGGGCUGCCGAGGGUUGGUCCCAUUGGGUGGCGGCCGGCGGCCGGCGGCGGCGGCAGCCUCGUGCGAACGGGGCUGGCGGGACAAGGCGGCAGUAGCGCUGGCGGCGGCGGCGGCGGCGGCGGCGGCAGCGGUGGCGGCGCGGCUGCGGGGCGGCAGCGCGGUAGCGGCAGCAACAGCGGGCGCGCGGGUGCGGCUGCGAGUGUGGCGGGUGCAAGUAUGUCGGCGGCGGCAGCAGCACCGGGUGCCCUGGCAAACUUCAUCCGCGCACUCAAGCUCGACUCGGCAGAGCGCGAGCCCCCGGCUGUAGCAGUGCCGGCAGUUACUGCCGCUGCUGCUGCUUCCACUGCUCCUGCUGCAGCUGCGGCUGGGCCCGCCCCGGGGUCGGGCUCGGGCUCGGGCGCGUUGGUGCGCACCGCGGCCGCCCAGUGGCGCAAUGCGGUCUUUGCGGCGGCGGCGGCGGCGGCGGCGGCGGCAACUGCCCCAGCAGGAGUGACGGCCGCGCCGCAGCCGCAGCCGCAGGCGCAAGUUAUCACACCAAUGCGCGUGCAAGCACCGCCGCCCGCCGCCUGCGCCCAAGCGCACCCUGCGUCAGCCACAGCCGAAGCAGCCGCACAGCAGCAGCAGCAGCAGCAGCAGCAGCAGCAGCAGGCCGCGGCGGCGGCGGCGGCGGUGGCCUCGCGGGCUGCAGCGGCGGCUCGCGCGGCGGCGGCGGCGCGAAUGGCGGCGGCGGCUGCCAAGAGCGCACGUGAUGAUAUGGUGGCGGCUUGUAUGUACGGCGACCCGCCGCCACUGCCGCCAGAGUAUGGCAGUUACCCCGGCGGUGGCGGCAGGGCUGGCGGCGGUGGCGGCGGCGGCGGCGUGGGGCCAGGAGCGGAAGGGGAGGCGCGCGAGGUGGCGGCGAAUGCAGGGCACGACGGAGACGUGGACAUGCAGGCGGAAGAGCAGGAGCCUGCCACUCCUACUACUACUGCUGCGUCGGCGGCGCAGCUGGCUCCUGACGUGCCCACCGCACCCGCCGCUCCGUCCGCCGCAGCAGCUGCCGCAGCAGCUGCUGCCUCAGGCCAGCGGUUCCACGGCGCCGCGGCACCGGCGGCCUGCACCACUGCGCCGGCCCCUCACCUGUCGUCGUCGCCGCCGCCGCCGCCGCCACCGCCGCCGCCAGCGCGCCGCCCGCCGCCACCUGCUCCACCCUCGCCGCCGCCGCCGUGCCCAGGCGGCGACGCUGCGCUGGCGGCGGCGUUGGGGCCUCUGCCGCCGGCGCUUGUAUUGGAGGGCUGCCUGCUGCCGAGCCUGGCGGAGCGGCGGGCGGCGUCCAUACAGGCGGUGGGCUGCCUGCGGGCGCGGGCGGCGAUGGAGGAGAAGGAGGAGGAGGAGGCGGAGGAGGAGGGCGAGGCAGAGGCGGCGGCGGCAGCAGAGGGGAGCGGGGAAGAGGACAGUGCUGGAGGCGCCGAUGCGGGUGUGCAGGAUAUGGUGUGAACUGCGUGGAGGUGGGACGCGGUUUCCGGGGGCGGCGGUUGACGUAGCCAGGUGUUUUGGUGGGCGGGAGGUGCGGCAGGCACUGGGGGACUCGAUGCGAAGCAUACGCGGGUUUGUGGUGGGGCGGGGCGGGGGGGGGGGGGAGCCCAGGCAGGCGGUGUGCGGUGCUGCACUACCGUAUUGUGUAGCGACGUGUGAGCGGGCGAGUAGUAGGGCCAGGUGCGCAGGACGUGCGCACGCGUGUGCGGUUGUGUAGGGAGGGGUUUGAAGGGCUGGCAUUUGGCAGGCAGUCUGUGGAGCGUGUGUGCGUGUGUGCCUGUGUGCGUGUGUGCCUGUGUGCGUGGGCGCAUGGCGCGACCAGUGGGCAGUGGGGGAGGCGGGGGGUAUCCGGGUAUGUGACAGAGGGCGUAGGGAGCAGGUGGCUGAGGCAUUGAUGGCACGACCAGUGGUGCAGAGUAGUUGCAAUGUCUACAAUAAUGUAAUCUGGUGAUGGCGUCCAUCGAAUGAUCGCGGCGGGGCGUGAAGCCGAGUAGAGAUGCACUGCGACAUGGAGACAAGCUCAUAGCUGGUAGGGGUUGCUGAAGGGGAUUGUGCCGGAGCCUUACAACGACUAUCGUC
This is a messenger RNA of Chlamydomonas reinhardtii, 5900 nucleotides long. RefSeq lists its product as uncharacterized. NCBI's taxonomy places the organism in Eukaryota, Viridiplantae, Chlorophyta, Chlorophyceae, Chlamydomonadales, Chlamydomonadaceae. The transcript has 2 exons. Bases 414 to 5282 code for a protein of 1622 amino acids. The record is from RefSeq and is a predicted model, not a curated record.